Molecule: messenger RNA, 1042 nt
Organism: Musca domestica (house fly)
Lineage: Eukaryota; Metazoa; Arthropoda; Insecta; Diptera; Muscidae
Product: transcription factor Adf-1
Exons: 3
Coding region: 109-960 (283 amino acids)
Biological process (GO): regulation of transcription by RNA polymerase II
Cellular component (GO): nucleus; transcription regulator complex
Source: RefSeq, a predicted model, not a curated record
GCAGGUGCGGUAACAGAGAACUUGUCAAAUUGGAAAGCACAGAAAACAGACUCCCAUCCCUUAUUGGUUCACACUAUCUUCUUGGAGUGUAGGAAACUUGGCGAAGAUAUGACCGCCAAUCACAGGCCGAGGCCGUUGGAUGAAAUAGAUAUCGAUCUGAUAGAAUCUAUUAAACUCUCGCCCUGUUUGUAUGAUAACCGUCAUCCGGAUUUUCGAUUGGUUUACAAGAAAGAUUUACAAUGGAGCCGGGUGGGUGCCAAUGUUGGUAUGUCCUCACUGGAAGCCCGCAAGCGCUGGACUGUUCUCAGAGACCGCUAUGCCAGAGAGCUGAAACAAAUGAAUCUUAAUCCAAAAGACAAGUCGUUUGCCAAAAAUGAUUUCUUUUGUCGAAUGGAUUUUUUGCGUCGUUUUAUAAAGAAACGUCAGGUGCGCAAGGAUGCUGUGGAUAGGACAACGAAUGUAUGUAGUGCGGACACUGAAAAUAUAGAGAUGAAACCUGAAAUAUACAACGUUGAUGACGAAGAAGUUAGCGCGGAGGACAGCGGGCUGAGGGCCACAGGGUCCGCGAUAAGAUGCCCAUCAUAUACGGAAGAGGAUAAUACCACUCAAUGUUCGGGAAUGGAAAGUAAUGUUUGCGAUGAGCAUUUUAGUGAAACUUCGGAAAGAGUACUGGAGGCUCAAGACACUUCAUAUACACCUUCAACAGCAAAUAUCCCUUGUAUUACAGAUGCAGAGCUAACAGAAAAUACACAACAAGUCAUGUACCCUAAGGAACAACAUUUCUCAGCGACACCAGACAUUCCACCCAAUGCGGAAAUGGCUAGUGAGGACUCGUUUUCCAAAGUAAUAGCUUCGUAUUUAAAAAACCUAUCGCUACAUUAUAAGAUUAAGGCCCAAGUUGAAAUGAUGCAAAUAUUAGAGAAAUAUAUUGUUUUAGAAGAAAGCGAACGUUUGUCAUAAGUAUUAUUUAGUAUUUAGAAAAAAUAUAUUCUUAAGUAUUGUACAUAAAUAUAUAUAUAAAAAAGUAGACUAUUCACUUUAA